Molecule: messenger RNA, 585 nt
Organism: Trichoderma aggressivum f. europaeum
Lineage: Eukaryota; Fungi; Ascomycota; Sordariomycetes; Hypocreales; Hypocreaceae
Exons: 3
Coding region: 1-585 (194 amino acids)
Biological process (GO): purine nucleotide metabolic process
Cellular component (GO): cytosol
Molecular function (GO): GMP kinase activity
Source: RefSeq, a predicted model, not a curated record
AUGGCCACCCCUCCUCCUGACCGCCGUCCCAUCGUCGUCUCCGGGCCCUCGGGCGUCGGCAAGGGGACUCUCUACGGCAUGCUCUUCGACCGCCACCCAGACACCUUCUGCCUCUCCGUCUCGCACACCACCCGCGACCCUCGCCCCGGCGAGGAGCACGCCGUCCACUACCACUUCGUCAAGAUGGAGGACUUUGAGGACCUCAUUGCCAAGGACGGCUUCGUCGAGCACGCAAAGUACGGCCGCAACCGCUACGGCACCAGCAAGAUGACCAUUGAGGAGCAGACCAAGAAGGGCAAGGUCGUCUUGCUAGACAUUGAGAUGGAGGGAGUCAAGCAAAUCAAAAAGUCCGGCAUUGAUGCCCGCUACGUCUUCGUCUCCCCCCCAUCCAUCGAAACCCUGGAGCAGCGCCUGCGGGGCCGAGGCACUGAGACAGAGCAGAGCAUCCAGGAAAGACUGGCCCAGGCCCAAAAGGAGCUCGACUUUUCAAAGACGCCCGGCGUUCACGACAUCAUCAUUGUCAACAACGACCUGGAGGCGUCCUACAAAAAGUUCGAGGACUUCGUCUACAGCCCUCAACAGUAA